This is a messenger RNA of Paraphaeosphaeria sporulosa, 1099 nucleotides long. RefSeq names its product Clavaminate synthase-like protein. NCBI's taxonomy places the organism in Eukaryota, Fungi, Ascomycota, Dothideomycetes, Pleosporales, Didymosphaeriaceae. The coding region runs from base 95 to 1099 and encodes 334 amino acids. The record is from RefSeq and is a predicted model, not a curated record. Gene Ontology annotation, molecular function: dioxygenase activity. The transcript is spliced from 2 exons.
UGUCAAUUGAGAUCUAUCAGCAACUGAACCUCGCAACUCUGCACUGCAAACACUGUCCCUACCACCCCUUCCUUGUACGGCGUUGAUUGCGAAUAUGGCACAAUCGAACGGCACCUCCACCAUAUCCAUCGUCGACUUCAGUGCCUUCCCAACUGGAGGAAAGGUAGAACAAGAGCAAGUCGCCCGGCAAAUUGACGAUGCAUUUCGGGAAGUGGGCUUCGUGUAUCUCAAGAACCACGGGAUUCCCAAAGCGAAAGUAGAAGAGUGUUUCUCUUGGUCCAAGAAGUUCUUCGCCCUUCCCAUGGAAACCAAGAUGCUUGCACCGCACCCACCAUCGGGAGCCCACCACCGCGGGUAUUCCGCCCCAGGUCUCGAAAAGGUUACUCAGCACCAGUACGAGAAAGACGAUAUCGCGAAGUCGCGGGAAGUCUCAGAUUGCAAGGAGUCCUACGAGUCCGGUAACGUGAACGACGAGGCCCAGCCCAAUAUCUGGCUGCCGGAGGAGAAACUCCCAGGCUUCAGGGCGUUCAUGGAGUCGUACUUCGCCGAGUGCGCUGCCCUGAUCCACAGAAUCCUCGAUGCGCUCAGCAUCGCGCUCGCGGUUCCGGAGCCCGGCCUCUCACCUACGCAUUCAAAGUCGCUUUUCCAGCUGCGUCUGUUGCACUACCCCGCCAUCGAUGCGGCAGAGCUCAAGAACAACAAGCGCAGUAGGAUAAAUGCGCACUCGGACUUUGGAACUAUGACAUUGCUGUUCCAGGAUGAAGUCGGCGGCCUCGAAGUCGAAGACCCAAAACACCCGGGGAAAUUCAGCUGUGCGGGUCCUAUCGACGACGCGGUGCUGGUCAACAUCGGAGACCUGAUGAUGCGCUGGUCGAAUGAUCGUUGGCGCUCGACGGUUCACAGGGUUGGUCUUCCGCCGCCAAAGACUGGUGCGGUGGUCCCGGAUAGGUAUAGUAUUCCAUUCUUUGCGACGGCGGACAUGGAUACCGUGAUUGAGGCGCUGCCGGGUACGUGGGGUGAGGAUAGGCCGAAGAAGUAUGAGCCUGUUACGGCGUGGGGGUAUGUGCAGAUGAGGAUGGCGGCGACAUAUGAGGAGUAG